AUGGAACACGUUAGCUAUAUGCUGACCUCAUUAUCAAAAAUCUUAAUCCAUGCAUGCUUUUUCUCUUUACAGCUUGUGGCAGGACUAUUGGGAGUUGAAGCAGGGCAAGAUGCAGUGAUUCGUAUGUACCUUUAUGAAAGAGCUGAUGAAGUAGUAUGGCCUUAUGAAUACACUGUGGCCUACUUUACAGAUCGCAUUUCAAAUUUAAGAAACCGAUUGGGAAUGUGCGGAAUCAAAGAUGAAGGCAUUUAUGUCCCUUUAGAACUUGGAGCUGAAAAUCGAACAGAAAGUAACGUCUUAUCUGCUGACUAUUAUUCCCUCUCUUACCCAAGAACUCCGCAAGAGAUUCUCAGGAUUGUACACAGCACGGGUAGUGAGCAUAUGCCUGGUGGAUUCUAUCCCCACGGCGCUAAUGGGAGGAUUGCCAGAGAAUUGCUUCAAGAUCCAUGAU
Molecule: messenger RNA, 451 nt
Organism: Nicotiana tabacum (common tobacco)
Lineage: Eukaryota; Viridiplantae; Streptophyta; Magnoliopsida; Solanales; Solanaceae
Source: RefSeq, a predicted model, not a curated record